AUGGUUGAGAAUGGAAAUGACAAGUUUAGUGAGCUAGCUAAGAAUGAUUUGAGGUUCAAGCUGGUGGCUAAAAAGAAGAAAGUGGAAACGGUGGUGGGAGAGAAGGCAGAAACAUCAACAGACCAAUCAAAAGCAACUAAAAUACGGGAAGGCUUAUCACCAGAAGAAGGACUUUUGUGGUACGUCGCUGCCGACACGGAAGCGCUACUGUCGGGUUUGCAGUCUAUAGAGGAAUUCGUCAAAGGUGAUGCAAGCUGUCGAUUACUAGUCCCACACGCAGUAUACUCAGAGCUGGAAUCGCUGGGUCGGGGAGACAACGGAGCGGUAUCGGCGCGGCAAGUGCUCAGGAAGUUAAUCACCCACGAAAACUACAUCGUAGUACAAAGUAAACCAGAAUACGAGGUGACACCUGAAGACAGCAUACUACAGUGCUGUUGGAGUGUGCUACAAGAGGACUGCCAUGUGAUUCUCAUAACAAAUAACAAGAACAUAAGGAACAAAGCAAAAACAAUUAAUUUAGAAUGCUAUACUCUAGAUGAUAUCACAGUGGAAGAACGCAUUGAUAACGAAAUCGAGUCAGUGCCCAAAAAUGAUCUAGCAAAGUUGAAAAUUAUAGUAAAUAAUGAUAACAAGAAAUCAAUAUUAGUAGAAAAUGAUACAAAGAAAUCAGAAAUUAAUGAUAUUGACGCAAGCGACUUAGAUAUAAGAAGACUGAACAUGAUAGAAAAUACUCAAGAAAAAUCUAGAGAUACUAUAAAAGUAAGCGAUAUUACCAAAUUGAAUAAUCAAUUCAAUUUGGAAGAGGAAUUAGGAAGAUUUCGCAUAAAAAACUCUGUAAUGGAAACCAGAGUUAAAAGUAGAUUAGACGAUUUUGUUUGUCGCUUGAGUCAAACCAUGGAAGGAGCUUUAACAGAUCUUCUUUUAAAAGAAAAAACUAAGUCUAAAAUAAUGACGCCACCUAAGAAUCCUCUGUUUGAAGCAAUACAAGGAUUUCUAUUCAUCUAUUUAGGUUACAAAAGCGAACUGUACGAAGCAGAAGACAUGUUAGAAUAUUUGAUCAAAAACGUAGAAGAUCCUGAGACUGAUAUAGACCUGUCUUUAGAAAAAGUUAACACGUCUAUAUUUAGUAGAAGUGAUAUGGACGAACCAAAAACAGCUUUCAGAAAGAAUCGAACGGAAGUUCUAGAAUAUUUGAAAAAACAUUUUGCGGCGUGGCAAAGUGAAACAGAUACGACAGAUACUGUUGAUGGCUUUGAUAAUGAGCCAAAUAUACUUAUAACUUCUGGUAAAAACUUGAAUACGCUGUGUUGA
Cydia strobilella is the source of this 1311-nucleotide messenger RNA. RefSeq lists its product as uncharacterized. Bases 1 to 1311 code for a protein of 436 amino acids. The record is from RefSeq and is a predicted model, not a curated record. Lineage: Eukaryota; Metazoa; Arthropoda; Insecta; Lepidoptera; Tortricidae. The transcript has 4 exons.